CCAAGCAAGAGAAUGCUAGUGUAAACCUCAAGCUUUACAGUAGGAGACGGAGAAGAUUGAUGCUCUCAUCCAAACCGGUGGACGAGAUCAGUCAGAACCAGGAUCUGGAGCGCUAUGAAGAGCACAGCAGACUGGAUUCAGAGCGCUUUCCAGAAGGUGUGACAAAUCAGAGUCAUGACAAUUUAUCUAUUAAGCGAGAUAUGGAUCAUAUCUACAACACAUUCAAAUUCUAUGGGACCACGGACAGUCCAGACAAAUAUUUGUGGAGGGUGAAUCUGAACUUCAAUUUCCCUUUCUACGGACAUUCAUUAAGGAAAAUGGUUUUGACCAGUAUCGUCAGUACUGGGUUGACAGUGGGUGCUUAUUUGAGGUGAAUAGAUACAGCAUAUCCUCCACUUUUAUCUUGAGUUGUUUCUCCAUUCCACGGUCUCCCAUUUUUACUAACUUAUUCUAGUAGUAUUUUAAGAUAAAGAACCAGAGCUGCGACAGAAGCAGCUUGUCAUUAGAAGCAGCACUCCAGCAGUGCAGACAGGAGUGAUGGCAGUGUGUAGAACUACAACAUCACCUACAUCAGCCUCUUCAGUCACCACCAAACUCACCAGCACACCUUUAUUCAGAAGAAAUCUUUCUA
This is a messenger RNA of Carassius auratus (goldfish), 631 nucleotides long. RefSeq names its product plexin domain-containing protein 2-like. Bases 60 to 374 code for a protein of 104 amino acids. The record is from RefSeq and is a predicted model, not a curated record. The transcript has 3 exons. NCBI's taxonomy places the organism in Eukaryota, Metazoa, Chordata, Actinopteri, Cypriniformes, Cyprinidae.